Cyphellophora attinorum is the source of this 840-nucleotide messenger RNA. RefSeq lists its product as uncharacterized. The record is from RefSeq and is a predicted model, not a curated record. The transcript has 2 exons. NCBI's taxonomy places the organism in Eukaryota, Fungi, Ascomycota, Eurotiomycetes, Chaetothyriales, Cyphellophoraceae. The coding region runs from base 1 to 840 and encodes 279 amino acids.
AUGAGUGAGGGCAAUUACGGGGCGGACCUGUUCAUGAACCAUACGUACAAGGCGUUGAGGGUGAUUGGGCAAGGGUAUAAUUUGCUGUAUACCGUGUGGUGUUCGGGCGAGAGGGAGCUGUAUGACUUGAUUGCGGACCCAUACGCCCUCGACAACAUCCACCCACCGAUGCAGCCAAUGACCAACAACAACAUCACCGGCCGACGCAGCUUUCUCAACGACUCGCUCAGCAACAACACCAUAGACUUCCACACCGAAACCCCACCAUCCCCCCUCGCCGCCGACCUACAUGCCCCGCCAACAUACUUCUCCUCCCAAGCAACCACCCUAACGAAGUCCAACCUUCCGCUCGAAGUUCCCAUCGAACGCCUCCUCCAACGCCUCAACGCCCUCCUCGCCCUCCUCAAAACCUGCAAAGGGUGCGCCUGCACGCACCCCUGGGAGUUCCUCUGUCCUUACCCGCAUUGCUCUCCCUUCCCACCAUUAUGCCCGACCUCUCCAUCAUUUCCAUCUCCGGCCAUCAACUCCACUGGACCCGCAGACAAACCCGUGGCAGGCGCGGCUAAUCCUCCUAACGCAAUCCGAAACCUCCGUGAGGCGCUAGAUCCGUUCUGGGACAAUUGGUUCGACAGCACCACGGAAGACUGGGCGUUUUCGUGGUGCGAGCUGGGGUAUAUUGCCGCGGCGGAGAUGGGGGGCCCUUGGGGUUCGGGCGCGGCGAUGGGGCUGGAAGUUGAUGUGGGUGCUCUUGAACGGGAGGGGAAUGGUGGGGUAGGAGGACAAGGACUGGAGGUGGAGGAAGGGAAGGGGAGUGCGGAUGUGGUGAGGACGGAACUCUGA